GAGACCGUGGCGGGAUUCUUGCUACCUUUGGUGAUAUUCUUGUCGUGCAAUAUCGCCGUGAUAUUUUGCGCAAAGAAAGCCGAGAGCACAAUGUCUUCCCCAACCUCGCCAUCCGGACCGGGUUACACAACCCACCGUCUGACCCGUCUCUAUCGUGUACUCUUCCUCACCAUGCUCCUCUUCCUCACCUGCUGGGUGCCUUACUUCACCUGCCGCUUUCUAAGGGCCUUUUCUCACGAUCGGCCCGACUGGAAGAAGGUCAAAGAAGGAGCGAUCGGCGCGGCGUACGUGGCGCUGUUUCUGGUUUACAUAAAAAGCGCGCUCAACCCCGUCUUGUACGUGUUCGCGGCUCGCGGACUCGGCCGCACGGUUCGCGCCUCACUGGUCUCGACGAUCGAGCGCGUCUUCAACGAGGAGCUGUCGGAGUCUUUGCGACGAAAGUCGUUGCGAAGAAGAGACUCUGAGUUUUAGGAUCUGAGAUCGAGAUUCCAGACAAAUGAAGAACACUGACUACAAGCAGAAAACACGCACAGCAUCUCGAGAGAUCGACUGAGGCUUCAAGUUUUAAUCUUGGAUUUAAUUGUGAUGCAUUGCAUUUAAGGAACUUAACUUAACCCCUAAUGCAAGGCUUUCCUUCCUGUGACUAAAGGCUGGUCAU
Molecule: messenger RNA, 658 nt
Organism: Sinocyclocheilus rhinocerous
Lineage: Eukaryota; Metazoa; Chordata; Actinopteri; Cypriniformes; Cyprinidae
Product: C3a anaphylatoxin chemotactic receptor-like
Exons: 1
Biological process (GO): positive regulation of cytosolic calcium ion concentration; inflammatory response; complement receptor mediated signaling pathway
Cellular component (GO): plasma membrane
Molecular function (GO): complement component C5a receptor activity; G protein-coupled receptor activity
Source: RefSeq, a predicted model, not a curated record